AUGGCAGUAAGGGGGGUGGAUGUCGAUGAGCUGGUGAACACCGUUGGUAAAACACGAGAUGAGAUACAGAAUGUAAAGACUAGCAUAACAGCAGUGGCAGGUAAGCUGGCCCAUAUAAAGCAGCUAGUAGCGGCCACUUCUCCUGGCCAGAACAAUGGGGGCAUGGUAGACAUUCAAGUUGCCACUGUGAAGGGCAUGGUAGCUAGAGCUAAGGAUGAUAUACAAAAGUUCAAAUCCUCAGUGAAGCAAGCAGCAGAAGAGAGGGCCCAAAGCGGAGCCCUUAAUGUUAACGUGUUUAGAAGGCGGAUGGCAAACGACGAUAAGUCCCGAUCGUUGUAUGAGAGAAUAGGAGGGGACUUGGCAAUUGAGACGGCAGUUGACCUCAUGUAUAGUAAGGCUGUGACUGACUCUAGGACCAGGGCGUAUCUAGAGAAGAGCCCCAAGAAGAUGGCGCGAAUAAAGAAAAAGAUGGUUCAAUUCCUUUCGGGCUUCCUGGGUGGCCCUCAAACCUAUGAUGUUACAGCGUUGAAGUCUGUCCAUUAUGAAAUGAACAUCACUGAUUAUCAUUUCGAUGCUAUUCUGGAGCUUUUCGACGGUAGUUUUGUGGCGCUGAAUAUGCACCCAACAGCUAAGGAGGAUGCCCUCAUUGCUCUGGGAAAGGUUCGGAGAGACAUCACAGCUGGGUGCACUGUAAGGAUGGAGAGGGCCAGAGCGAGGGUCAAGGGAGGAGGGGCUGAUUUUAUGUAUGGGCAACUGAAGGGGAAAGAAGGCAUUUCGGAGUUUAUGGAUCGCCUCUAUGAGACAAUACAAAUCGAUAACAGACUGAAGACGUUCUUCAAGGACAAGAGCAUCGAGAAGGUUAAGGCUGGGCAGACCGCAUACUUCACCGAGCUGUUUGGCGGAGCGGAGGCAUAUAAUGGUGAUGAGUUUUUGAAGUCGACUAGCACUGACGGCAUCUCAGGAAGGGACAUGGUUAGCAUUCAUAAGGACUUGGGAAUCGAUGAUUUCAUUUUCGACUGUUUCCUGAUGGACUGUGAGAAGACCCUCUCGGGCCUGGGCUAUGAUGACUCUAUCGUUGACGAGGUCUGUGAUUGGGUGUUGUUCAUGCUGGAGCCCCUGAGGGCAUCAGUGUUGAACCGGGCGAGGGGGAUUGACGCGGAACAGAAGGUCGUCAAAGGGAAGACGGUGUUGGAUAGGUUGGGUGGAGAGAUCAAUCUGGAGGCGGUGGUGGAGACUAUGUAUCGGCCUUUGGUGCACGCAUGCACAUGA
Perkinsus marinus ATCC 50983 is the source of this 1269-nucleotide messenger RNA. RefSeq lists its product as hypothetical. The coding region runs from base 1 to 1269 and encodes 422 amino acids. The record is from RefSeq and is a predicted model, not a curated record. The transcript has 11 exons. NCBI's taxonomy places the organism in Eukaryota, Perkinsozoa, Perkinsida, Perkinsidae. Gene Ontology annotation, molecular function: heme binding; oxygen binding.